UCCCUUGUCUUUGCGUGUACAGUUGUCAACAAGGCGGAAGGAGAUUUACGCAGUUAUCUGAGAGCUACACUUAACUGAAAGCGCUUGCUAACGUCAAAGCUACAGAAUCAAAUCUAACUUACAUUUUUACUGUUCAUCAUGGCAACAGAGAAAUAUCCCAGAUCUUCAAUUGAAGAUGAUUUUAACUAUGGCACUAACGUCGCGACGGCAAGUGUGCAGAUUCGUAUGGAUUUUCUGCGCAAGGUCUACACCAUACUGUCACUGCAGAUUAUCCUGACAACGGCCACAUCUGCCCUGUUCAUGUUCUGCGACACUGUAAAGGACUUCGUUCACUCGAGCCCUGCCCUGGUGUUGGUGUCGGCGGUCGGCUCGCUGGGUCUGAUCUUUGCGUUGGCCAUUUACCGCCAUCAGCAUCCAGUCAACCUCUACCUGCUGCUGGCCUUCACUCUGGUGGAGGCAAUCUCUGUUGCUACAGCUGUGACGUUCUAUGAGUACUCCGUGGUGCUGCAGGCUUUCGGCCUGACGGCUGCAGUGUUCCUGGGCCUGACCGCCUACACCUUCCAGUCUAAGAGGGACUUCAGCAAGCUGGGAGCCGGACUGUUUGCCUGCCUGUGGAUUCUCAUCAUUGCAAGCUUCAUGGGUCUGUUCUUCCACAAUGACACAAUGGAGCUGGUCUUCGCCGGCUCUGGGGCCUUGCUGUUCUGUGGUUUCAUCAUCUACGACACCCACCUGCUGAUGCACCAGCUCUCCCCCGAGGAGCACAUCCUGGCCUCCAUUAACCUCUACCUGGACAUCGUCAACCUCUUCCUGUACGUCCUCAGGAUCCUGGAGGCCAUGAAGAAGAACUGAGUCGCGACACCGCCCUCUGCUGGUCGCGCGCGGGACCACGCCUGCGUCAAAUGUGUGCCCGAAAUGCUUUUGAAAUCCUUUCGUUUCUGGGAAUAAUUGCGAUUCGAGGAAACGCAGCUGUUCGAAAGAAGGGUUCUAUUCUGAGUGAAAGUAGAUGCUUAUUUUAGUCAUGUCUGUGAUUUGCAGUGAUUGUACUACGGUGUGAAGGUUUUAGAAGUAUUUCAAAUGAUUAUUUGACCCAGAUGCAGAUUGGAUGUCAACUGAAUAUUUAAUUUUCAGGAGGUAGAGCUUUGCUGCACCUUUAUCUUAUUGUGAAAGUAAUCUUUAUUUUUCCUAAAUCCGCUUGAAUCUGAUCUGUAUAUCACCCCUGUUGUGAUUCCCAAUGUGAGAUGUUAAUAUGCUGAUGAUAAAUGUUUCAUUGUUGAGGGUGGAAAAAAAAAAAUCUGUAAAUACUUUUUCAAGAGAAUGUUUUUAUCUUUUUCCUGAUGAUAAUUAUUAGAAGUCCUCAAUAUGCUGGGUAGACGGAUAGUUGGAUAGAUUGUAUUUACUUAAACCUUUUUAAAUGGACACUUUCUAAGUCUGCAAAUAUACUGGAGAAGAUAGAUCGUAUCGAAGUGAGAGGCCUGGAGGCUGUUGCUCUCUGAGCUCUUCAGCAGGCCCUGGCCAAUUAUCGUUUUUGUACGUUUCCAUUUCUGGAUUGUGCCAGGAACUUGUCUAAGUACAGGGGUCCAAAGUGUGUGCGUGCGCGUGCGUGCGUGUGUGUGUGUGUGUACACGAUUACGCAAGGCAGAACGCAGUAAAAAAAAAAACAAGCUAUAUUCUAAAGCGGAGGAUGAAAACGCGUUCUGACUGAGGAGUUCUGGGACCCGGUAUAAGUGAUUAUGGAGGAGGGGGGCAUGUUUUGCUCCGCAUAGUGACUGUGUCGGAAAGGGAUGAAUUGUCAUUGAGGGGUGUUUGCCUGUUUUUAAGAAUUACUUUAUCAAGACCGCAAGUGCAAUAUUAACUGAAAUGUCCGAAAUAGUGUAGUUGCACGUAUAUGUGGGGAGAACCCUGUCCAGUAUGUAAGUGCAGUGUUAAUGUUUGUAACUAACCCCUUCCCCCCUUCCCGCACAGUUUACGUGUGGGGGAAAAGACGGGGAAGUCUAUGUAUCACUGUGGAAUCUAAAACAAAAAUAAAACGUAUUAAUUGAAAUGUAGGAAA
Conger conger (European conger) is the source of this 2050-nucleotide messenger RNA. RefSeq names its product transmembrane BAX inhibitor motif containing 4 (gene tmbim4). Gene Ontology annotation, biological process: negative regulation of apoptotic process. The record is from RefSeq and is a predicted model, not a curated record. Lineage: Eukaryota; Metazoa; Chordata; Actinopteri; Anguilliformes; Congridae. Bases 139 to 849 code for a protein of 236 amino acids. Gene Ontology annotation, cellular component: membrane. The transcript is spliced from 7 exons.